AUGUCACCCCUGCGGCGUCUAGCGGCAACUCGUGCAUGCGAUCCGUGCCAACGUCGAAAGGUCAAAUGCGAUACACUGGAGAUUUGUGCAAAUUGCCGAACAUCUGGGCUUGCCUGCCACUAUACAACUGUCCCCAAAAAGCGGGGACCCAAAAGGGUCCAGAAGUCAUCCUUAGAACGACCAAAUGCAACGCCUGCAUUGGACAACAAUGUUCUGGAUUCUUUGUGGGUGAAUCCAAUGCCGACGGGGAAUACAGUGGUUUCACACCCUGGAGAUCUAGGAAACAUGACAUCGCCAACAUUGGUUGGAAUGGAGCAGACCUCUGCAUCUCUGUCCGCACAGGCCAUUAGGGACCGCUUAUUGGAUUUGAUGAGCUUUGUGUCAGCCUCAUUGGUGCCAUUUGACAUUGUGGACCGCUGCAUCUAUCUCUACAUGCAAUACACCUUUCCCACUGCUCCGAUCGUGCAUGAGCCCACUCUGCGGGAAUACGCAGCCACCUUCUUUUCUGGCGCCAACACGAGGCUAUUCGCCGCACUUACAACUGGAGAGGAGGUGGCGCAUAUGCGGGCUUUUGCUCUUCUCAGUGGAUUAUGUGCGUCAGUCGCAUCGGUAAUCCCAAACUCACUAUUGCCGUAUCGGCAUUUGAUCGCGAAGCCGUGUCUUGAUGCAUCACGCGGAAUGCUGAAAGUGUUUGAGGACUACGAUGUGGAGAACCCGGAUUCAUCUUCAAUUGUCACGCGAAUUUUUCAUACCACCGCCUCGCAGAAUAUUACCGGCAAAACAAGGUUAACGUAUCAUAUUCUUGGUCAAGCGGCGCUGCUCAUCACAAACAUGCGUCUCUACAGGGAAGACGCCCUUCAGUCUCACGAUCCCCUUGAGUGCCAAUUACUACGCCAUAUAUACUGGCAAAUAUAUGCAGCGGAUCAGGCAUCGUUGUGCAUUCGCAGUCGCCCCUUUCAUCUACAUGAACUGCUGUAUAACGAAGAAGCGACAAUAUGCACCCCUGGGAGAAAACCAAUAAUUUCUCAAUUUGAUACUACCGCAGCGUGGAGUGAUGUGAUGUUCGAGGAGCGCAUGCUGUUUUCCUUCCAUCUUAUUCCUCGUCUUUGGUCGACGGCGGCCGCGUUAUUGCUCGAUAUGAGAAAGUGCAAAGCUCAGGUAAAUGACGCCGAAAAAUCACGAUUGUCAAAAGCAUACAUGGAAUUUUUAGGAAUCAUGGACAACCUUCCAUAUUGGCUACAGGCUUCUCAUGUAAUAUUUUCUCGUAACGACGGGGAUGGAGCGCAGUUCCAGAAGACAGCCUUUUGGGUUCAAAGAUGUACGAUUCAGGUAUCAUUCCAGUGUCUACGACUACUCAUUCUACAACAAUGCCUUGAUUCCGAAUUAUGCGAUAUCAUGGGCUUGAACAACCAGCCUAUCACCUUCCAAAUGACAAAGGUUGGGAUAAUUCAGGACUUUGUCCAAACUCUGGAUGAUAUACCAUUUGUCUUUUUAUUGGUGAAAGGGGAGCCAACGGUCGAGAGAAUUCGUCUAGUAGGCAGUAUGCUUCUCGAGGUGCUUGACCAAGUGGAGGAUGGGCAUAUCCGAGUACGAGCCAAUCAUUUAUUUACACGGCUUCUGGAUAUACUUUCCAGGCUCGAUUCAAAGUCAUCAGAUGUCUUGGUCGAAAUGAGGGAACUGGGCGAGAAAACAGCUGAGUCGCGGCGGGAGGAAGCUCUCGGGUGA
Messenger RNA from Penicillium cosmopolitanum, 1725 nucleotides. RefSeq lists its product as uncharacterized. The transcript is spliced from 3 exons. Gene Ontology annotation, biological process: regulation of DNA-templated transcription. Lineage: Eukaryota; Fungi; Ascomycota; Eurotiomycetes; Eurotiales; Aspergillaceae. The coding region runs from base 1 to 1725 and encodes 574 amino acids. Gene Ontology annotation, molecular function: DNA-binding transcription factor activity, RNA polymerase II-specific; zinc ion binding. The record is from RefSeq and is a predicted model, not a curated record.